Oenanthe melanoleuca is the source of this 4910-nucleotide messenger RNA. It is a transcript of the gene DNAJB4, whose product is annotated as DnaJ heat shock protein family (Hsp40) member B4. Bases 349 to 1368 code for a protein of 339 amino acids. Gene Ontology annotation, molecular function: protein-folding chaperone binding. The record is from RefSeq and is a predicted model, not a curated record. Lineage: Eukaryota; Metazoa; Chordata; Aves; Passeriformes; Muscicapidae. The transcript is spliced from 4 exons. Gene Ontology annotation, cellular component: cytosol.
CCCAGCCGGCCCCCCGGGGCCUCAGGGGCCGCCCUGCAGGGGGGCGGUGAGAUCGCGGUGUUUCCAAGGGAGGUGCGAGAGCUUGGAGACGGUGCUGAUAGGGCCGGGAGAGUCACGUGGGGAGAAGGGAGGGCAGCGCGCGGGGGGGAGGCAGCGCGCAGUUCUCGCGUCACUUGGUUUGGAGUCGCGGGUGCGCGCGUGGGAGCGGUGGGUGCGCUGCGGGGGCUGCCGGGAACGCGCUCGGGCCCGGGGCUGAGGCAGCGGCGACGCUCGCAUCUCCACCUUGCUGAGACACUGGUCGCUGCUUUCUUUACAGCAAGGAAAAUCUGAAUUCCUCCAACAGUCAGGAUGGGGAAAGAUUACUAUUCUAUCCUGGGAAUUGAAAAAGGGGCUUCUGACGAGGAUAUUAAAAAGGCUUACAGAAAACAAGCACUGAAAUGGCAUCCAGAUAAGAACAAAUCUCCCCAUGCAGAAGAAAAAUUCAAAGAGGUUGCAGAAGCUUAUGAAGUGCUAAGUGAUCCCAAAAAGAGAGACAUUUAUGAUCAGUUUGGGGAAGAAGGUCUUAAAGGAGGAGCUGGAGGAUCUGAUGGCCAGGGUGGUACCUUCCGAUAUUCCUUCCAUGGCGACCCACAUGCUACAUUUGCAGCUUUCUUUGGUGGCACAAAUCCUUUUGAGAUCUUCUUUGGCAGGAGGAUGCCUGGUGGCAGAGACACUGAAGACAUGGAGGUGGAUGGUGAUCCGUUUGGAUCCUUCACUAGUUUUAGUAUGAAUGGUUUUCCAAGGGAAAGGAAUACAGUUGGCAGCCAAGUACGUCGAAAACAAGAUCCCCCUGUAAUCCAUGAACUUAAAGUGUCACUGGAAGAGAUCUAUCAUGGCUGCACAAAAAGAAUGAGGAUUUCACGUAAAAGGCUUAACCCAGAUGGCAGAAGUGUCCGAACAGAGGACAAAAUUCUUACUAUUGAGAUCAAAAGAGGAUGGAAAGAAGGCACCAAGAUCACUUUUCCGAAAGAAGGCGAUGAAACACCCAACACAAUUCCUGCUGAUAUUGUUUUUAUCAUUAAAGAUAAACCUCACUCUCAUUUCAAGAGAGAUGGAUCAAAUAUUAUCUAUCCUGUUAAGAUCAGCUUAAGGGAGGCUUUGUGUGGCAGCUCUUUCAACGUGCCAACGAUAGAAGGAAGAACCAUACCCAUGACAGUCAAUGAAGUGGUAAAGCCUGGGAUGAGAAGAAGAAUUAUAGGCUAUGGUUUGCCAUUUCCCAAAAAUCCUGACCAGCGUGGAGACUUAAUUAUAGAGUUUGAAGUAAUUUUCCCAGAUAACAUUUCUCCAGCAUCAAAAGAAGUACUUAGGCGAAAUCUUCCAGUUUCAUAAAAUGGAAGACUGUAUGUCAACAGAUUAAAAUAGGACACUGGAAAUGCAGAAGACUGGCGAGUCUGUGCUUUAAAAGUGCAAUCUGUAACAUCUAGUGGAAUCUUUUGUUUUUUUUUUGUUUUGUGGGAUGGGUGGGGGGAAAAUACUGUAAUGCUGCAUGAGAAGAAAAGGGUUUAAGUAGAAAUCAUACAGGUGAAUUCUGCAGUAAAAAUUACAGGGAAAACCACUCAUUUUGUUUUACAUCUUCCUAAUCAGCAAAGUUCAGUCAUUAUUUUGCUUAAUAUAAUUACAGUAAUUUUUUUACAAAGUCGGUGCAUAUUUCUGAUACAGUACUUGAACCUCCAAGUACAUUAUUUCUUAUAUCCUCACUGUCUAUAACAUUACACAUUUAUUCAGAAAUUUGAGAUUGUAGUAGAAAUACACAAAGGUAUAAAUAUUUUAAAGAGCAAAACAUGAGAGAGAUCAUAGUAUGUUGCCUUCCACUGCACAAAGCAUAGGCCAGAAAAAUCAGCUUGGGCUCCUGAACAGAGUUCCCCUGUGCAAUGAAAGACUUCUCUUUACUGCCCUCGGAAGUGCCAGGACUGCCCUGUGACUGUGGCAAGGGGCCUUGAGGAGCCAGAGUAGCCACUUGCUGUGGGAUAGUUUCUCAGUCUUCAGGCAGAACAGCAAGAAGGGAUUCUUCAAGGACAUGAACAACAGAGGGUGAGCCUGCUGUCAAAUGGGGCAGGGAAGCUGGUGACCAAUGACACGGAGAAGGCUGAGGUACUCUGUGCUGCCUUUGCAUUAGUCACUACCAGGAAAUCAAGCAUGCAGGAAUUCAGGUCCCUGAGACUAAAGGGGAAAUCCAGAACCUUCAUGGUGGAGGACUGGGUUAGGGUGCAUUUUACCUGGAGUCUGUGAGCCUGGCAGAUUGCACCCAAGUUUUGAGGGAGCUGGCUAAUGCUGUUGCAGGGCCACUCGUGUUUAUCUUUGAAUGCCAGGGAGAUUGAGGGAUGUUCCAGUAGGCUGGAAAAGAGAAAAUACCACUCUCCAAGAAAACCAGGAAGGCAGAUGUGGGAAUCUACAGGCUAAUAAGCUUCACUUAAGCCCUUGGUAAUGUGAUGGAAAAGAAUCCUUCUGGAAAGCAUUUCUGAAAGGUGAUUGGGGUACUCAACAUAGAUGUACAGCAGGAAAAUCUUCCUUGACCAAUCUUACUGCCAUCUACAGUGAUCUUCGGGGAUGUUGGGAGAGCAGUCUGUGUUGUUUACCUUUUACAUCAGUAGACAGACUGGUGAAGUACAGGUUAGGUUAAGUGGGAAGCGAGGUGGAUUAAAAGCUGGGAGUAGCUUGUGCCAGCAGCUGAUGUACUGCCUUUCAAAGAGGCCUGUUGAGGCAGAACUGGACAGAGGAUUCUCACGAAGUUCAGUGAGAGGGAAUGCGAGGUUUUGUCCCAUUGGGGGAGUAACCAGCAAACUUGUCAAUAAACCGACUGAGCUGGCAGUGCAGUCUUGUGGCAACAGAGACCAAACCUUUGCUGGCAGGUAAGGGAUGAGGAUCCAUCUGGACUCCCUGGUACUUGAAGGAAAUAGACUUAGUAGGACAGUCCCGUAUGAGAGGCUGAGAGAGCUGGAGCUUGCCAGCAUGGGGAAGAAAAGACUUGGGGGAGAUCUUAGCACCUGGCAGGAGGGAACGAGGAUGGAGGAGCCAGACUCUUCUCAGUAGUUUGUGACAGGACUAAAUGGACACCAUCUGAACACAGGGAAAGAGCAUUUUAGUGAUAGGAUGGUCAAACACUGGAACAGGUUUCCUGGAGAGUUUCAGGAGUUGCUGUCCCUGACUCAUAGCCUGACUGGACAUUGUGCAGUACAGCCUGCUCUGGCUGACCACGUGUGAGCAGGGGUGUUGAACUACAUGAUGCCAAGAGGUUUCUUGUAAGCAAGAUGAUUCUGUGAACUUGGACUUGGCAUUUUUCCCUAUGGGCCAUGUUCUGUAAAUCAGGCUUAGCCCAAAGAUGGUGGUGCUCAUGUGAGAACUCCCUGGGGAGCAGGUCUCUGUGGAAAGAUGCACAAAGAACCCUGUAAAAGCAUUUGUCUAGGGCAGGUAUUUAAAGAUCAUGCAGAUCUCAAGUAUUCAUUAUUUUCAAAGGUCAAACUUUAUUCCCAUGAAAAAGAAGGAAGAGCUAGGUCCUACCUAAAGCAAAGUUUGCUUAGCAGUUAAUGUGGGAUAGGGGUUGCCCAGAAACUUUCAUAUGCUUGAAUUGUGUUAUUUUUUUAAAAUUCAAAUAUGAGUUGUCUUUGAAGUUAAAAGGUGCAGAGAGAGAUGGAUAGCCCUCUGUUAUAGUCUAGUUUUAUAAUACAAUAAUAGGGCUGGUUCCCUUGGUUGCAGCAUGGUAUUGGUGAAAGAAAUGCCUUGUGGGCAUGCUUUAUUACUUGAGUUUAAAACCAUAAUACAGUGCUUUAACAACACUUUCAAAGGGUUUGGGAUUUUUUUGUUGUUGUUUUUCAUAAGAAAAUAUUUCAAGAUUUGCUGUCAGCCUUUUGCCUGUGGAAAUUUAGAGGUUGCCUGGUCUAUUAGGUAGCCUAAGAAAUAGCAGUGUUAUAUAUGUGACAGCAGGAAAUCAUAUGGGAGUUGGGAUUUAAUUUACAAUAAUUUUUUAAUGAGCAUAAGAAGAAUCCCAUUUCUUAAAAAUAAGAUUUAUGUGGGGUAUUGUUCAAGUCAAUUUUUUAACUGCAUAUCUCUUCAUGCAGUAUCAGUUAGUUGUAGUUCUAAAUUUGCAAGAAGUAAACAAUUGCUGGAGCAGUAUUACAAAGAGAAAAAAUUUGCUGCUUAGUGCUUCUGCAUAUUGUUAAUACUAUAUAUUGUUUGUUGAAAAAGUUUCCAUUUCAGUAUGUUCCGUAUUGCAUUUCUUACGUGGUUUUUAAGUAAAAAGUGUAAAGUUGGUUUUUAACUUUCUCUUAUAUUUUGUUAUGAUGGCAAAUGCUACAAGCUACACGACUUUAAAGCAUAUCAACCUAAAAUACCUAUUUGUCAGUUUAAAAGCUAAUGGAAUCAAGCAUUUUGUAAUCUAGGAUCUUGUAACCAUAUCCAACUUGUAAAAAAAAAAAGUUACAGCAGCUAGGACUAUUAUUUUGUAACUAUCUUCAGGUAAGAGGAGUAGUAUUAAAUUGAGGGAUUGCAGUAUCUUGUGUAUUUAGAGGUGUACAUAUAUAUAUAUGUGUAUAGCAAACUAAACUUUUCCAACUGUUUUCAUGCUCAAAAUAUAAAACUUAUAGAACUGGUAUGAAAUAAAUGCUUGUAUUUCUUUUCUUAUGGCAAGGUAACAAAGUAUAUGUUUCAGAAACCAGCAUGUAGACUUACUUCAAAAUACGAGAGGAAGCAUUAAUAUCUAUCUAAUCCAGGAUUCACAAAAAAUAUUUUUCUAAUCAAAACUGUGCUUAAAAGCUAUGUUUUAAAACCCACUUGAUUAUUUAAUAAAGCUGUUUGGGAGAAGGAAGCAAAUACUCAGUCAACUAUUAUAUUUGUAACUACUGAAAAACAUGAAAAUAAAAUGGUCAUUCAUGAAA